CCAAUUUCCUUCUCUUUUCCUUCCUUCUUUGCUUCCGUCCUCGAUUAUCUAUCAAACGACUGCGCCAUCGUACCCCACAAUGGAGUCCAGGAACCUCGACCACAGGCGUAACAACUUCAAGGGAAAGACCCAGUUCUCAGCACAAGAGCUCCGUCGCCGAAGGGAGGAACAGCAGGUUGAAAUCCGUCGUCAAAAGCGAGAAGAAAACCUUGCCAAGCGACGAAACCUUCAAUCUGUCAUUACCGACGAAGGCAUCGAAUCCGACGAUGAGGCUUCCAUGGAUUCUACAGCCCUUGGUGAUGUCCUUCCUGGAAUGCUUCAAGCUGUUUACAGCGAGGAUGCCAAUGCCCAGCUGGAUGCUACCAUGAAGUUCAGAAAACUUCUUUCAAAGGAAAAAAAUCCACCGAUUGACAAAGUCAUUCAAUGCGGCGUCGUGCCCCGAUUCGUCGAGUUUUUAUCCAGCACUAACUCAAUGCUCCAAUUUGAGGCUGCUUGGGCUUUGACCAACAUCGCCUCUGGAACUUCUGAACACACUCAAGUAGUUAUUGGUGCAGGCGCUGUACCGCACUUCAUCGCCCUCCUUUCUUCCAGUGUUCUCGAUGUGAGGGAGCAAGCGGUUUGGGCUCUUGGUAACAUUGCGGGUGACUCUCCUAAAUGUCGAGAUUACGUUCUUGGGGAGGGUGCUCUUCAGCCUUUGCUUGGCCUCCUCAACGAGAACCACAAGCUGUCGAUGAUUAGGAACGCCACUUGGACUCUGAGUAAUUUCUGUCGAGGCAAGAAUCCCCAGCCCGAAUGGGAGCUCAUUUCGCCUGCCCUCACUGUUCUUACCAAGCUCAUCUACUCUCUCGAUGAUGAGGUUCUAAUUGAUGCUUGUUGGGCCAUUUCGUAUCUUUCAGACGGCUCCAACGAUAAGAUACAGGCUGUUAUCGAAAGCGGCGUUUGCAGGCGAUUAGUGGACCUCCUCAUGCAUCCUUCUACCGCGGUCCAAACUCCUGCUCUCCGAUCUGUCGGCAACAUUGUCACUGGUGACGACCUCCAAACUCAGGUCGUCAUCUCUUCCGGUGCGCUUCCCGCUCUUUUGAGCUUGUUAUCUUCUCCCAAAGAAGGCAUCAGGAAAGAGGCUUGUUGGACAAUCUCCAACAUCACCGCGGGUUCUCCCAUGCAGAUCCAAGCCAUCAUCGAUGCUAACAUUGUCCCUCCCCUCAUCAACAUCCUCGCCAACGCUGAUUUCAAAACCAAGAAGGAAGCAUGUUGGGCCAUCUCCAAUGCCACUUCUGGUGGUCUCCAGGAACCUAACCAAAUCCGAUACCUCGUCUCUCAGGGUUGCAUCAAGCCCAUGUGUGACCUUCUUACUUCUAUGGACAACAAAAUAAUUCAAGUUGCCCUUGACGGUCUUGAGAACAUCCUCAAGGUUGGAGAGGUUGAUAAGGAUGCGGCGGGUCCCGGUGGCGUGAACAAGUAUGCGCAGUACAUUGAAGAGGCUGGCGGUAUGGUUGCUAUUCACAACUUGCAACAUCAUGAGAACUUGGAAAUCUACAAAAAAUGCUUCUACAUCAUGGACAAGUUCUUCCCCGAUGAGGAAGAGGAGGAAGCUGAUGCCGCCGCCCCUGCCGUCGACGCUUCUGGCCAGUACGCUUUCCAAUCCGAUGUUGCUGCUCCCCAGGGUGGCUUCAACUUCGGCGGCCAGUAGAGCCAAGCCCCUUCACCUUCUCUCGAGCCCGAGGAUUUACACCCGCACUAUAUUCCUCACUUUUUCGGCUCUUGAAACAUGUACACCGACUUCAAGUUUCCUAUUCAUUUUUUUACAUUCACUGCUACCGAUGGGCCUCUUCUUCGUGACCAUCUUUUUAUCAUCUUAGCGAGCUUCACGUAAUUUCCGCGGAUUGUGAGAUUCAAGGAACGUUUGCCACCCUUUUUGCGGGUUCCUCCCAGCAUACCAUCAUUAUCUUCUUUUUGCCAAACAUUCGUAAGCGAGGGGCAACUGCUUUAUUCAGACCCUUCAUUUAUGCGCUUCCUCCAUUCCCCGUUCACCCAUGACAGUCACAUACAAGAACCAAGUUUUCAUUAGCAUCGUUUCUAUCUCGUACUUUCAUUGGCUAUGGUUUUCGUUAGACUAGUUAAGACGUGCAAGCAGCCUUCUUACAAUUGUCUUUUUCACGCUUUUUUUUUCAAAAAAAUUUAUAAACAAAAACCUCUUUCGUAUACUAAUCAUGGUACGAAAUUGGCGGAUCUUUUAUUUAUGCUUCUGCGAUCGAAGAAGACGUGAGUCUUCGUGGGGCUUAUUUUCCUGGGAAAUAUUUUACAGUGUGUACCUCCUUAUGUAGUAGGGCUAUGGGGUGGCAAGGAAAGAGAGAAGGGAGGGGGCAAUUGAUAUUCAAGCUUCGUUUGAUAGGCGAGGGAAUGAACAGAGCACUUGA
This is a messenger RNA of Cryptococcus deneoformans JEC21, 2417 nucleotides long. Its product is annotated as Importin alpha subunit, putative. The coding region runs from base 80 to 1690 and encodes 536 amino acids. NCBI's taxonomy places the organism in Eukaryota, Fungi, Basidiomycota, Tremellomycetes, Tremellales, Cryptococcaceae. The transcript is spliced from 11 exons. Gene Ontology annotation, cellular component: nucleus; cytoplasm; nucleoplasm. The record is from RefSeq and is a predicted model, not a curated record. Gene Ontology annotation, molecular function: nuclear import signal receptor activity; protein binding. Gene Ontology annotation, biological process: NLS-bearing protein import into nucleus.